UUCAUCAUCCGGCUCGAAACCCCCUCUCUUCCUGGUAAGUCCAUCUCCACCUCACCCUUCAUGACUUGCUGUUAUGAUGUCUGCAAUCUUAUCUACAUUGUCAGAACCUACAUGUUUGACAAUCAUUUUUCCAUAUAUAUCUGAACUCUCUUUUCUUGUCCAGUUAUCAAAGCAUGCGAAUCAGCGCUAACUUUUCGUACAGUGACCAUCAUUGUUCAAGACCCGGUACUCUUGUAUCAACACGAGCCAUCAUGAACUUUUACAAGUCGGCUGCACUCGCUUUGGAUCACCUGGAGAAGAAUCAGGGGUCUGUCAAGGGAUCACUGGCUGCUGCCGGGGUCAAUGCCGUUGGUGGGGAAGCAAAGAGGAUUUUGGCUCUGAUCAUCGAGACUCUGAAAUACCGUCCUGUGCUCCUUCAGCUACUCACCACCGUACCCAUCCUCUCGCUCGAAAAGCUUACAUUCCCGCGCAAAACGCCCUUCCGCGCCCCCUCCUCCCAAAGCCUCGUUCUCGUCCUCUUGCACGACCUCCUGUUCUCCCCGCGCGCGCGGAUAGAAGCGUCCGACAAAUGGCCGCCCAAGCCUGCUGUGAUGCGCCAUCAGGCGAGGCUCAAAGCCGAGCUGGUGCGGAUCCAGAUCAAGGAAGGCAAAGGCCGAAAAGAAGACCUGGCCAAGACUGCAGGGGACGGGGAGGCUGUGCGGUAUGUGAGGUUCAACCCGAACGCUGGGAGGACGCUCGAAGAGCUGUUCGAACAUUUGACGAAGAAGGGGUAUGAGAGGCUGGAAGAGGCGGUAUACCCCGUGCCGGAGGGCAAGUACUUUGCAGACCCGCAUCUGCCAGAGGUGCUGUUUGCUUUCCCGGGCAACUCGAAUUGGUGGGUAGGAGACGAGUGGUAUGAGGGCGGUGGAGCGAUCUUGCAAGAUAAGGCGAGUUGUAUGCCUGCGAGAGUGUUGAUGGAGGAGUGGGUGGAAGGCGAGGGCGAGUGUUUGGAUGCUACGGCUGCACCGGGAAACAAGACUAGCUACGUCUCGGCUUUGAUGAGCAACAAGGGCAAACUGCACGCGUUUGAACGCUCCCCCAACCGCUUCAAGACGUUGGAAAAGAUGCUGGCAAAAGCCAAAUGUACCAACGUCAAAGCCCAGCGUGCCGACUUUACCGACUCUGACCCCAAGAGCAAGGAACUCAAGAACGUUACCAGAAUAUUGCUGGAUCCCAGUUGUUCUGGAUCGGGUAUUGUGAAUAGGCUGGACUAUCUCGUGGACGACGACACGGAAGAGUCCGAUUCCAAGAAUGAGCGCCUGGAAAAGCUGGCCGGUUUUCAGCUGCAGAUGAUCCUCCAUGCCUUCAAAUUCCCCAAUGUAAAUCGCAUCGUCUACUCGACUUGCUCGAUACACGCAGAGGAGGACGAGCGUGUCGUGAUGUCUGCGUUGCAGUCUGGUAUCGCCAAGGAGCGCGGCUGGGGUCUGGCCAGGCGGGCUGGGGUAAUUCCGAGCUGGGAAAGGCGAGGGCGACCGGAGGAGACUGGUGGCAAUGAGGACCUGGCAGAAAGUGUGAUUCGAUGCCUUCCUGAGGACAAGACGAACGGGUUCUUUGUGUCUUGUUUUGUGCGCAACGGUCUUCGGCCCGAAGAUGGGGUGACAAGGGAUCAGCGGCCCAGCAAACGUCCGCGUGAUGUGAUCGAGCCAGUGGCUGAGGACGCGCCAGCUGAGGGGGGAGGUGAGGCUGAAGCGGGAGAUGAAAGGGGCAAGAAAUUGAAGACGGAGGCGCAGGUGGAGCGAGCGAGACGGAAGAAGCAGCUGCAGAAGGCCAAGAAACGCAAGACGGUGGAGUAAUCGAUGCAUAGUCUGGUUCCAGCGCAUCUCGUGGUCACGCGAGCAGCCCAUGGCCAUUAUCUCGCAUCAAUCCCAUACAGCAUGCCCGACCAAGUCGCAGAUCACCCCUUGCCUGCGAUUGGCUGUAUACACUGGAUGCGCGCGGGUGGAUGAAAAGAGUGUCCUUUGAGGAGAUGCCACGCGUCGCACCGUCUCCUUACACACCCUCCCCCACCCUCUUCCUUUUCCGCCACCGCAUCUCCCUUAUCCACCAUCACUCGCCCGACCAUACACUCCAACACACGCACGUUCCAACCAUCUUUUAUGCUCUCCCUAGCGCACUCCGGAGAUAGGAACGAGGUGAUGCAUCUGUCUGCCCCGCUGACCUGUGAAAGGAUCCACUCACCCGCUCGUCACUCGUCCGCCUGUAGAUGCAGAUAUAAGAGACGCCAUGGCAUCCCAUUCUCUCUCUCUCUAUCAACCUCUUUCAAACUCAGCCACUCAUCUGCUAUACUAUCUGACA
Messenger RNA from Cryptococcus amylolentus CBS 6039, 2334 nucleotides. RefSeq lists its product as hypothetical. Gene Ontology annotation, cellular component: nucleolus. The transcript is spliced from 10 exons. The record is from RefSeq and is a predicted model, not a curated record. Bases 174 to 1832 code for a protein of 552 amino acids. Gene Ontology annotation, molecular function: methyltransferase activity. NCBI's taxonomy places the organism in Eukaryota, Fungi, Basidiomycota, Tremellomycetes, Tremellales, Cryptococcaceae. Gene Ontology annotation, biological process: rRNA base methylation.